Musa acuminata AAA Group (dessert banana) is the source of this 570-nucleotide messenger RNA. RefSeq lists its product as uncharacterized. The transcript is spliced from 3 exons. The record is from RefSeq and is a predicted model, not a curated record. Gene Ontology annotation, molecular function: dynein intermediate chain binding. Gene Ontology annotation, cellular component: cytoplasmic dynein complex. The coding region runs from base 75 to 389 and encodes 104 amino acids. Lineage: Eukaryota; Viridiplantae; Streptophyta; Magnoliopsida; Zingiberales; Musaceae. Gene Ontology annotation, biological process: microtubule-based process.
CCUAUUCUUGGCUCGGAGCUUCGCCGUGCUCUUUUUGAUUUCUCCUCGUCCAUUCACAGAGACAGAGAGCCGCGAUGGCGGAGGAGAGCAAGAGCGGCGUAGGAGCGGUGGCGCAGGCGGCGACGUCGCCCAAGAUCGUCCUGAAGAGCAUCGACAUGAGCGAGAAGAUGCGGAACGACGCGAUCGACUGCUCCCGCGCCGCGUUUGAGAAACACAGGUUGGAGAAGGAAAUCGCCGAAUACAUCAAAAAGGAAUUCGAUAAGAAGUAUGGGCAAACUUGGCACUGCAUCGUCGGGCGCAACUUCGGAUCAUAUGUAACACAUGAGACCAACCACUUCCUUUAUUUUUACGUUGACUCGAAGGCUGUUUUGCUAUUCAAAUCUGGAUGACUGUGAGUUCUUCCUGCUAAUCCGAUGCCUGGAUUCUGCUCCGAAUCUUUGGCUUGUCUAUCUUAUUAAGGAUCUUCUGCACUCCCUGUAUAUCUCAUGCACAUCUCCGCUUUCACCUUGAACCGCUUUGAACAAUGUAUUUGUUGAUCUAUCAGGGAAAUAUCCUAACUUUUGGUUGAAA